This is a messenger RNA of Beta vulgaris subsp. vulgaris (sugar beet), 2981 nucleotides long. RefSeq lists its product as hypothetical. The record is from RefSeq and is a predicted model, not a curated record. Bases 457 to 2442 code for a protein of 661 amino acids. The transcript is spliced from 4 exons. Lineage: Eukaryota; Viridiplantae; Streptophyta; Magnoliopsida; Caryophyllales; Amaranthaceae.
AAAAAAAUAAAAAUGAUUUCUCCUGGAUAAGGCCAUUAAUGCUCUGUGCAUAUCUAUGUCUGUAUCUCCUUCGUCCUCCCAAUUCAAAUUUUAGAACGCAUCAUUUCCUCUCUCUUCUUUCUUGCUGUAGUCACUCGAGGUAAAUUUACUGUUUUAAUUUUUCUGGGGAAGAGUUAAAUUUUACUGCCGCUGAAAUUAGGAUUUGGGAUUGAAAAUUUUGCUGAAUUUGAUGAUAUGGGUUUAUUUUCUUCUUUACUGUUCAAGGGUAUGAAUGAUGGGAAUUAGGGUUCUCCAAUUCGAUUUUAUUAAGUUAUAAUUAGCAUCUUAUAUCAGUUGCAAACUUUUAACAUCCAGUAAUUUGUUGCGUGUUUCAUUUCAUUGAAAAUUGAGAAUCAUAUUGGUUGUUCAUAGAUUGUAGCAAGAUAAGAUUCAAAAAGUUGAGUUUGAGUGGGAAAAAUGGUGGCAUUGGCGAGUUUGCCUUAUCCCUUUGCCACCUUUAUGACAUACAAGGCUCACAAAUUAUCUAGAACUACCAUGAUUCGAUCCUCGAUUCGUGUACCCUCAUCGUCUUUGAGGCGUACAAAGAGGAAAAACUACUUGCGUCCUAAGAUCCUUAAAACCUUUACUAAACCCUAUAAUAUUCCUCUGGAAGAUCCAAUAGUAGCCCCCAUUCAGCCAAUUGAACCAAAUAUUGAGGUUUCGAUAGAGCCUACAGCUGAGGAAUUGGUCUCUAGCUUUGUCGAAGAAUUGGAGACGACAGUUGGUGGAGAUGGUUCUGGGAUGAGUCAAGUAGAGGUUGUUAGAGAUUUGGAAGCUCGAAAUUCGGUGGGUUUUGGUGGAUUUUCAGGUCCUACCGUUGUUAGGAUUGUUGGUUCAUUUGUGGGACUUUUUAUUCUACAGACAGUUGUAACUAUUUGGGUAACGAGUUCUGAUAGUUACAAAGAGAAGGAUGGCAAUUUGGUAACGGGGGAUCAGAAAAAGGAUCCUAGGUUGCAGAUGCGAGAAGCAGAAGUGGGGAUUGAUGGGAAUGCUUUUAUUAGGAAUUGGGCUGGUAUGAAUGUGGAUGAGGCAGAAAUGAAAGCUAAGAUUACUGAAAUAAGAAAGAUGGCAUCGGAGGUCAGAGAGGCUGAGAAAAAGAAGAAGGUAGAGAAUGGUGAAGCAGAUUUUGAGGAUGUGAGUGAUGAUGAAGAUGAUAGUGAGGAUGUUGAGAGUGAUAGUUCUAAGAUCAAUAGUGGUAUUGUGAAGGAAGUUGAUGGGCGGUUGAGUAAGUUGAGGAAAAGGUAUGCAGCACCCCCACUGAAUGUUAAUUUAUUGAAUAAAUCAGGGGAGGCUUGGAAGGAGGGGAAAAAUGAGGGUUUGGAUGAUAAAAAACAAGACAAUAUGUUGUUUGUUAAGAAGAAGGAUAAAUUUAGAGGUCAAGUGGCUACAACCAAAGAUAAACCUAAAGGAUUUCAAGUUACAAAUGGUGUAAGAGAAAAGCAGAGUAAUAUGGAUGAUGAGAAACUAGUUGAGAGAACUGAAAUUAGUAAUGAUGUAAACGGGAAAAUGAAUGUUCUUGAUGGCACGGUUUCUGAAAAGAACGAUAAUAGUAUGGAUAAAGAAGAGACGAUACCAGUAUCUCAAAAAUCUACUCCAUCAGAAGGUUCUAGGAAGAUGUCUGAGAACAAGAGUGCAGAAAAGAAGUUGGACGAGGAAACAAAUAGUUCAAUAGCCUAUGGAAGCAAUGGGACACCAAAAAAGUUGAGCAAGGGAAUGAAUGGGGGUGCCAAACCAGAAAGAGGUUCAACAUCCCUGCAAAGUAACGGUUCAGCCAAAAAGUUGAGCAAGGAAAUGAACAAGGGUUCAGAAAGAGGUUUUGUCCAGGACUGUGGCAAUGAGAAAAUUUUGGGUGAGGGUACUGGAGUAAAAAUGUCCAGAAGUGCUGCUAAUCAAGAUAAAAGGAAGUUAAAUAAGGAUGUCGCCCCAACAACAUCCGAGACGUUUGCAGCACCACAAAGGAAAGACCAACCUAAUUCUGACAAACUGAGAAGCAAUUUGACCCGGAGCACAGACAAGAACAAGCAAGAAAAUGUUGAUCCUUGGUGGUCAAGGCUUCCAUAUGUUCUUGUCAUUUUGAUGCAAAAAGGUAUUGGUAGUGAAGCGCAACGGGGAUUCUAUAACAUAGGGCUCUAUACUGAUGUAGAGAAGCAGUCAUACUCAUCCUACACUGUUGCUUUUGAAGAUCAGAAUGAUGCUAAGAACUUUAGUUAUCUUCUGGAAUUAGCUUUUGAGGAUCUCCCAGAUGCUGCUGUAGAUGUAGCACCACUGUCAAACAAGGAUUUUAAAGAAGUAGCAGAAUCACUGGACAACAAAGUAAUUGUUCUAAAGAAGGGAGAGUUAAAGCUUUAUGCUGGUCAACCACUUGCUGAUGUUGAGGCUGCUCUGAGGUCAUUGGUGAAAUGAGCAUCGAUCGCUUGUGUGACUGACCACAUUUUUUGUUAGAGGAAUGUAAAUCGGUUGCACCUAUCACCAUCAUAAUCAUCAAGUAUGGUUCUGCAUAGGCCAUUUUUGCUGUGGGUUCAUGUGGUUAGCUCUUCUGAAAUUUUGGGCACUUCAGAGAGCACAUAGCAUGAUCGGAGUUGUGGACAAUUCCACUAAGGAAGCCAUUGUCCUGGACAGCCAUUUCAUUUUGAGCUUGGAUGGCACUUCUGAUGCUAAGAACUUGUAGUAAAUGGCAAAGUUUUGUAGUUGAAGGUUUUUUUAGGGGUGUAGGACACUCUUUUUUCCUUUUUGGUGCAGAGGGUGUAGGACAUGUAGGUGAAGGUAUAUGCUGAUUGAUUUAAUGUAAUUACUCGAUUGAUGGUAUUGGUCCUGCAAUUGUGCACAUUUAGCUCAUUUCUGUUUUAGAACAGUUACUAAGAUGAUUCUUUAAUUUAGGGUUUUCUUAAGGUAUUCAUGUAUAACAACAUUUCUAUAAUGAUUAUUUCUCUUCUUUUUACUAA